UUUCAGGGUCGCAGGGGGGGGUCGUCGUCUUUUUUCCUCCGGCUUUCGCGUUUUAAUUUUUCCCUUUUCUCUAUUGAAGCCCCUCCCUGCAAGGAAGUGGGCGCUUUCUUUCUUCCUUCCUUUCUUUCUUUCUCUCUCACUCGCGUCGCCUUUUUUUUUAUUUUUAUUUUUUCUCUCUCUCUCCCUCCUGUUUGUCUUCAAAGCUUCCAGCCGGGGUGGCCGAGGUCAUUCGAAUGGACCACCAACCGACUCCCAGGAGUUGCAGUCAGGGACCCCCAGCCUGCGAGCCGGUCCAGAGCGAGCCCUCUAUGAAAGUCCUCAUCCACACGACCACCGGGGCCCGCUAUGAGCUCGCUCUGCCCGUGGAGGAGACGGUGGAGGGUCUGAAGCGGCGGCUCUCCCAAAAACUCAAAGUCCCCAAGGAACGGCUGGCUCUGUUGCAUAAAGAAAGUCGCCUUAGUUCUGGCAAACUGCAAGAUCUCGGGGUCAGCGAAGGCAGUAAAUUGACCUUAGUUCCUACGGUCGAAGCUGGCUUGAUGUCUCAAGCGUCCAGACCAGAACAGUCUGUGAUGCAGGCAUUGGAAAGUUUAACAGAAACUCAGGUAAACGACUUUCUCUCUGGGAGGUCGCCGUUAACGCUCGCCCUCCGCGUCGGGGACCACAUGAUGUUCGUUCAGCUGCAGCUGGCCGCCCAGCAGAGCGGCGCUCAGCUCCAGCAUCGCCACGUGGUCACCAGCCGUGGAGACCACGCCGGAGGGGCUACAGGAACCACGCCACUGCCGGCCACCGGGAGCUGCCGACCCCUCCACGGGGGUGGCGGAGCUGGGAGCCCUCCAUCCGGUUUUGCCCGGGGCCCCACAGCGCCCACUUGUCCACCGAGUCCCACCGCCUCUUCCUCGCCUGCUUCAGCCACGUCGACGUAUUGUAGCACUGCAGCCACACACCCCACGCCUGUCACGGCAGGCAUGUUCCGGUCGCAUGGGGCCAGCACGCCAGCCAGUGGGAGCGGGACCUCGCCGUGCUCAGAGGUGGACUGCACCACACGGAGUAACAGCUCGGCUACCCCAACCCAACCUUCCCGGAGUCGUAAACCUGGUGCUGUGAUCGAAAGCUUUGUCAACCAUGCCCCUGGCGUCUUCUCCGGAACGUUCUCCGGCACUUUGCACCCGAACUGCCAGGACAGCAGCGGCCGGCCGCGGAGAGAUAUCGGCACCAUCCUCCAGAUUCUCAAUGACCUCCUGAGCGCCACGCGGCACUACCAGGGCAUGCCCCAGUCGUUGAACCAGCUGCGAUGCCAGACGCAGUGUUCGUUGUCUCCGUCGCCGCCGUCCUCCCCGGAUCUCUCCCACAGCGCUACCUCAGAGAAAACAGCCACUCCGGCUAGCCAGCCCUUUUAUUUGGCAGCUCAGUAUCCUGGCCAAGCGGCCGCCUGCAAACCGUCUGGCGACCGCGUGCGCCAGACGGAAAACCGCGCCACCCGUUGCAAGGUCGAGCGCCUGCAGCUCCUCAUGCAGCAGAAGCGGCUGCGCCGGAAAGCCCGCCGGGACGCCCGAGCCCCCUACCACUGGCUGCCCAACCGGAAAGCCAGCCGGGCCAACAGCAACAGUAGCAUUUCGAGCGAGGGAAGCCUCGAUUUAGACUUCGAAGACUCGGUGUGGAAGCCCGACGUGAAGGCGGACCUGAAAUCGGAAUUUGUUGUAGCAUAAAAAAAAAAAUUUGAUCAUGAGCCUCGAAUGGGGACAGAGAUGGAGGAAUUUCGAGGGAGGCUGCGUCGGGGGAAAAAAAACCAAGAGACUGUUUAGUAAUAAUUAACAUUACUCUUUUUUGUUGUUGUUGAUUUGGAUGGACGAGAGCGAUGUGGGUUUUUUCCCCUGCCUUUGGGUGCUUGGUUCUCAAAGACUCGAUCGCUGUGGAUUUUCUUGGUUCGGACCUUCUUUUUUUUAAUUUUUUAAUUUUUGCCCCCCCCCCUUCAGAGGUCUUGAGGGGGGAUGAGAUGUCCCGCCUUUGGAACAGUAUUUUCUAUGAUUUCCCCAAAACCCCUUGCUCUGCUUUUUAUUUUAAAGAACUGAAAACCAUUUCGGGGCCUACGGAGGGAGAUGGAAAAACAGUUUCUUCCAGGGAUGAGAGAGCGAAAAGGGGAGGGGAGCUCCCUCCCUGGCAAACUCUUCUUCUUUUCUGGGAAAAAGGGGGGGAGGGAAAAAACGGUGAUUUUUGGAGGGGGGAUGCUUUGCUAUUGAAGAAGGAAACACGGCUGCCUUAGCACGACACGUGAUCGAGAAGUUCGUUCAGACGAUGGCAAAGCAAUGGACUUUUCAGCUGCGUGGACCUCGGAAGGAUGAGGAUUUGACCCUGAUUUCAUUUUGGUGGGGUUUAAUUUUUUUGUUUUUUUUUUUCCCUCCCCAGGGACGGGAGGAGGGAAAUUAGGGAUUAUUCUGGGCUGGUGUUUUUUUCGGGGGGAGGCGGGCGGGCGGGAUUUUGGAAUUUGGACAUUUGCUUUCUUCCCUGUGAAACUGACACGGAGGUUUGCUUUCCUCCCUAAAAGUGGGAGGCGGUGCGUGACUCGUUAGGAAUGUUAUUCUGGUUCUUCUAAUUUUAUUCAUUUAAAAAAUAUAUAUGUUAUUUGGGUGACUUCUGCAUCACAGGGAGCCCUCUGCAUUCUUCAGGCUGAAUGAGGGAGGCCCAGAUCCCGGGGGGGGGGGGGGCAGGCAGUGAGAAGGUUCCCCAGCAUUUGACAUGAGUGUUCCUGUGUGUCUGUUUGACUCCCUGUUCCUUGUUUGUCCUUUUCUCAAUUUUUUUUAAUGUAGCAUUUCCCAGUCUGGAGCUGUCUGAUCUAACCACCCCCCUUCCCUUCUCGUCCUCCAUCCUGCGUCUUUUUCUUGUCCCGAGGACCGCAUGCACUUUAUAAGAGGUGUAAAUCGUGGAGUGACGUCAGUUCACGAGAAUGUGUGGGAUCUCCCUUCCCUUCCGCCCGAGCCUACCUCGAAGGGGUGGCGGGCUGGAAAGUGUUCAGAGGAAGGAUGUCCGUACGAUCUUCCACUUCUGCCUUUUUCUUGUCCUGUUUUGCAUUGUACAUUCCCGGCGCAACUUACUGGUGUUAUCUAUAUAUAUUAUUUCCCCGAUGGGGUGCAUUAAAACCGCUAGAGAGGGGUUUUUUGGGGUUUGUUUUUUUUUGGAUCUGCCUCGUUCGAAUCCUUCAACACACACAUCCCUUUCCACCAUCUGGCAACUUCAGCCACCCACCCUCCCAACUCCGGACCCAAAAAUGUACACCCUCUUGUGGAGACCCACCUUGGUUUCUCCUCUCACUCUUCUUUCCGCCCCUCAGUGGCAAACUUUCGGCCCAUUCCUUUACAGAAAAGAAAACCACAAUAUAUAUUAUUUAUAGACUUGAUUAUCUGAGCCAUUAGUUAUAGUAUGUUCCCUCCCUGCAUCAGUUGUAAAAUCUUGGUCCGGCGUGUGGGUGUCUUAGGGAAUCCAUGCUUGUUCGGUUUUUUAGAGAGUCAAGGGGGGAUGUCUGUCUUUUGCAUCUGGCCGAGUCUUUUUUCCACAGGUAAACAGAAAACCGAAACAAGGAGGAAUCCAUAAAUCCAGAUGCUGGUUUGUUUUAAAACUGAGGCAGCCCCUGCUUCAGCGAGGCCCAAUUGAAUUGCUAAUCCUAACAAGAAUAUGUCUGCAGAUUCAGUAGGCGUUUCCUUCCUCGCCAGCUUCUAAAAUGAAGAAAAUUCAUGGAAUGGAUUCUCUGUCCCCAUGGAACUGGAGUCGCUUGCCUUCGUGGGCCAUGGGGGUGCCUGCAUUAGGGUGAGCAGUCAAAACCCAAUCUUAGACAUUGGGGGUGGGCUUUAAUGCAGGAAACGGGGCCCCUGCAAAAAAAAAUACCCUACCAUUCCCAAAUCUACCUUAAAACCUUCUUUCUAAGGAUUUGUUUUGGUUAAGCGUGUUGCAUAUUAGAAGCAUUGCCCUCCUGCUCUAAAAACAAAAGGGUGUGAAUUUCGGGCUGCGGUAGCUUAAAGACGAGAGUGGGAGCAGGGGGAGCCUGACCUUGCAGAUCAGAAUGGACUACACUCCCCAUCAGACCUGAACACAGCCGGACCUGAUGGGGCCUGGAGUCCACAGCAACUUCUGGGGAGCCAGAACCUAUUUUUUUGCCCCUGAGCCUUAAUUUCCUUCCACCGNUUCCCCCCCCCCGAGUGUGUUGUCGACGUAAAGCAUGUGUUGAUGUUCUUUUGGGGAAACCAGGGAUGGCUGAGCCGUCCCCACUCUAAAUAACCCAUUUUAUCUGUUGCCUCGUUAUGCCUCCCCUCCCGCUUUCAGUGUUUCUUCCUCAGUUUGUGUGUGUGUGUGUGGGGGGUCUUGCUCGGUUGCCAUUGGUUCUUAUCUUUCAGUAAAUCAAUAGUUGAGAGUCGGCGGGGUGGGAAUUUUCCCAAUUUGCUCGCUGCUGGAUUAGGCCUUAAUCCAGAGGUUUUUAACACUACUUGUUAUCCGUUGUGUGCUUUUUAAAUAAAUAAAUAAAUAAAGGAAAGAGAGAGAAAAAAUGCCAAGGGGUGUGUGGAUAAAAAGGAGAAUAAAUUUCUAAAGCAAGUGCCUCACUUUUGAAAUUAUUAUUUCAAUUUUUUGUUUUAUUUUGCACAUCUGAUUCAGUAUUUAUUUCCUCCUUUGCCUGGAUCUCGCUUACGCCCCCUUUCUCACCCUCCAAUUUCUCUAUUGCCGGAAACUAGAAACUUUUUUUUUUAUUUUUCAGUUUUUUUAAAACUACAAAUCCCAAAAUCCUCAAAUCCAUCUUUGCUGUCUGGGGGAAAAUGAUGGGUGGUGUAGUCCUGGAAAGGUACAUCUCCACUCCUGGUCUUUUCCCAUGUGACAGCCGGGUUUUCCCUGAGCUCCUUUUAAAGAGGCCUUGUGAGCUCCGCCCAUCACUUCCUGGGAGCCCAACCAAUAGAAGAUGAUCGAGUGAAAACAGGAAGUGCCAGGAACAAACUCUAUGAUCCUGGAGGACCUCAGCAAAGUUUUUAAAAAUUUCACUUGUUCAGAUAUUAAGAAAUCAGGAGCCAACAGGAAGAAUUUUUUCCAUUCAUCCCGAAUUUACCUCGUCUCUUUUGUCCUAAGAAAUCUGCAUGGAUUUGAAUAAAAUUAUAACGAAUUUCAAAAUUUCCACAAUGAAAAUGUUGCAUGGUUAAGAAAGUUCAUGAUCAAACAUUCUGUUGGCAAUGUAUCUGUUCUGCUUAACAUAAUAUGCUUUCUUUUUAGAAAUAAUACAAAUACAAUCAUGAAGGGCAGGAGGGGGGAAGAGACGUGAUUUAAAAACAUACGGAUGGGAUUUGAAUUUUGCAAAAAUGCAGAUUAAUCUGUGUUUGAAAUGGGGCUGUUGGAGAAGACACUCUGAAUAAGAAUAUGAAUUUGACUUGUUCCUUGCUUUUCUUGCUCUUAUCUUUCUGUGGACCAAGUUAAAUUUACAAUUUUUUUAAAUCUGAAAAUUGGACUCUCUAAAUAACUCUCAUAUUCCAGAAGGCCCUUUAAACCCUCAAAACAGGUUGACUCCACACUGUUUUCAUCCGAACUUUAAAGUUCAGACCAAAACCAGAUUCCCUGCACUUCCCUUCAACAUUGAAAUCAUUCGCUCCCAUUAAUCUUUACUUCUCUAUAUUUACUUCUCCGACACUCUGUCAUUCAAGGACUUUUAACAACAACAAAAAUCUAUUUGGGUCUUGUCUGUCUUUUUCUCUCUGUGGUUUGCCUUGAGACUAGUUUUCUUGCCAACUAGAGGGUGACAGGAAAACUGCUCCCCUUCUGGUCCAAAAGUGUCUUUACACUUCCUGUUUUUGGUUUUUUCCCCCUCCUAGAUGUGAAAUUCCUUUGUAUGUGAUGUUGUGUAGAAGGUUUUUAAUUUUUUAAAUGUCUUUUUUUAUUAAAUAUUUAAAUGUACUCUUUUUAAUGGUGUGUGUCUAUUGAAUAUUCCUCCACCCAACCUUCUCGAUUUGAUGGCUUUGACCUUUCCCCUCCUUUAUCUUUUGUUUGUUUGUUUGUUCGCUUGUUGUUGUGUGUGUGUUUUUUUAAGUCGGUAUAACAGCAAAGAGGAGAGUCAAAAGCAUUACAAAAGCAAGGGGAAAUGGACCUGUCUGUGUGAAUCAAGUGUAUGGAAGGAGCAGUGAAAAGGGGUUUUUCUGGGGGGGAAAUGAGUAGACCUGUUUUAUCACCUCAUUUAAGUUACCUGUAUUAAAAAAAAAGAAACUUUUAAACAUGGUUUUAAAAUAAUAAACACAAAAUAAAGAAUGCUUGAGCCACA
Molecule: messenger RNA, 6277 nt
Organism: Pogona vitticeps (central bearded dragon)
Lineage: Eukaryota; Metazoa; Chordata; Lepidosauria; Squamata; Agamidae
Gene: MIDN
Product: midnolin
Cellular component (GO): nucleus
Molecular function (GO): protein binding
Source: RefSeq, a predicted model, not a curated record